AUGCCUCCAAAGACGUCGAACUGGAGAACGGUGGGCAAAAUGGUAGCCGCCGGCGCGGUGUGCUGUAUUGGAGGCCCGGCAUUGGUCAUUUGGGUCACUCCCUCAGAAGAAGAGCUGUUCUCGAGGUAUAAUCCGGAUCUGCAGAAAAGGAGUUUGGAGAAUAGAAUGAAGAACCAGGAAGAUUUCGAUCAUUUUGCUAUGAAGCUGCGGGAAUAUUCCAAGUCAAACAAGCCAAUCUGGGAAGCUGCGGCAGAUGACGAGAAGACCACUCGAGAUGGCAAGAUUGCAGAACAAGUUAGAAUAUCCGAGGAAAUAAGGGCGAGAAAGGAGGAGAUACGAAAGGCCGGAAUUAGUGGGGUGCCUGGAGGAAGCUUAUGA
This is a messenger RNA of Mollisia scopiformis, 378 nucleotides long. RefSeq names its product CBP4-domain-containing protein. The transcript is spliced from 3 exons. Gene Ontology annotation, biological process: mitochondrial respiratory chain complex III assembly. The record is from RefSeq and is a predicted model, not a curated record. Lineage: Eukaryota; Fungi; Ascomycota; Leotiomycetes; Helotiales; Mollisiaceae. The coding region runs from base 1 to 378 and encodes 125 amino acids. Gene Ontology annotation, cellular component: mitochondrial membrane.